Molecule: messenger RNA, 714 nt
Organism: Miscanthus lutarioriparius
Lineage: Eukaryota; Viridiplantae; Streptophyta; Magnoliopsida; Poales; Poaceae
Source: the annotation of a GenBank genome assembly
AUGGAGGAUGUCAACGACCUGGCAAGGGAGGGAUUCCCAGUGGAGCUCCCGCAAGAUCUCAAGCUUUUGCCCCAUGAUGCAGCGGCAGCUGAGAUGGCAGUGCAGGCCGAGAAGGCACCGCCGCUGCAGAGAAAGCAACAAUCGACGGGAGGGAGCAACUUCGGUCAAGACGUCGCUGCAAGCAGAAGCAAUCAAUGUGAGCAUCCAGCAUCCGGUGAAAUCACGGUGAAUCCGUUCUCAUCCGCUCCAAAUCCGAUGCCUGCUCUGCCUGAACUACACGAGGCUGGACUCAACUCAAUAGAAAAGCAGGGGUUGGAGGCCACGAAGACAUCUCAAGAAAUGGCCAACAAUGAAGCCUUAGAGGCCCAAGAGCUGGACCCACAGCACUCCAAACAAGAUCAAGAAGGAGCAAUAAGUCCUCGAGAGAUUGAUCCGGCUCUACAAGCAAGCGUGCAGGAUUUCCUUCCAAAGUUGGCUCGGGAGCUUAAGGGGCUGCUCCAGUGCCAGGCAGAAUUGAUGGCGACUACUCAAGUGAAAGGCCAUCAGCAGCACCACGAUUUUUUACUUGAAGAUAUGCUUCAGAAGAAGAUUGUUUCGACAAAGGCCCCUAGAAGAUCAGAUCCGCUGCUCCCAAAGGUGUUCGCGAGGAUCGAGAAGGACAUGAUUCAAAAAAGGAUACCAUAUGAAAAAGAAACAGAAAUGGGUGAACAAUGA